Molecule: messenger RNA, 1290 nt
Organism: Vitis vinifera (wine grape)
Lineage: Eukaryota; Viridiplantae; Streptophyta; Magnoliopsida; Vitales; Vitaceae
Product: acyltransferase Pun1
Exons: 1
Coding region: 1-1290 (429 amino acids)
Source: RefSeq, a predicted model, not a curated record
AUGGAAAUCAUGAAACCGGAGAUAAUAUCCCGACAAACCAUCAAACCUUCCUCUCCCACCCCAGAUUCCAAAAAAAUUUACAAGCUCUCCUUAUUAGAUCUACUUAUUGCUAAUCGCAUUUAUGUGCCUAUCAUCUUCUUCUAUCAGAACAAGGAAGGGGAUAACUCAGUUGAUGUCGCCCAUAUAUCAAGUGGGCUCAAGAAAUCCCUAUCUGAAACCCUAACCCAUUACUAUCCACUAGCUGGAAGGAUCAAAGAUGGAGUUACGGUUGAGUGCAACGAUGAGGGAGCCUAUUUUUCCGAAGCCCGAAUUGAUUGCCACCUGGAAGGAUUUCUAAAACAUCCAGAGGCUCGGGAUUAUUUAGACCUGCUUAUGCCAGUUGAAAUCCAAUCGAACAGCUCAGACAUGGGCAGUUUAUUGCUUAUUCAGAUCACCUUUUUCAGCUGUGGAAGAACUGCGAUUGGGAUGCGUGUGUCACACAAGGUUUCUGAUCUCCACGGCAUAAGUGCCUUCUUGAAUGACUGGGCCACGAUGGCACGUAAAUCUGGUGAGGAAAUCUCCGCUGAGUUAACUCCUUUCUUCCCACCCGGUGAUUCAUUGAGUAUGCCUGAAGCUAAGCCUUACAAAGGAAAUUUGGUCAAGAAGAGGUUUGUAUUUGACGCCGUAAAACUAGGUGCACUCAAGGCCAUGGCGACUCAGUCUGGAGUGGAAAAUCCCACACGGGUCGAAGUUGUGGCUGCUCUUAUUUACAGAUGUGCGGUUGCUGCAUCUAAAGUGAGCUCAGGUUCUCUAAAACCAUCUGUUCUACUCCAAACUGUGAACUUGCGGAAAAGGAUUGUCCCACCAUUGCCGGAGAAGUCUUUUGGAAACAUGGUUUGGUUUUAUAGCAUACACACUGCACGAGAGAGUGAGAUUGAGUUCCAUGCCUUGGUGGGUCAGUUGAAGGCAGGGCUGGCACAUUUCUGUGAUACCUAUGGGAAAAUUUUCACAGGACAAGAACUGAUACCGCUCAUGUUCAAGGAGAGGGCUAAAUUUACCCAUUCCAACGAUAAUCACCAUGUCAAUAAGUAUAUAUGCACUAGUUGGUGUAGGACUUCAUUAUACCAAACAGACUUUGGAUGGGGAAAACCCAUAUGGCUAAGUCCUACAGGCAUUGGUUCAAAGAAUAUAAUCUGUUUGACUGAUACCAGAGAAGGCGAUGGAAUUGAAGCAUUUGUUACUCUUGAAAAACAAGAGAUGGCUGUAUUUGAACGUGAUGAGGAGCUCCUUCAAUUCUCCUCUUUGAAUUAA